Lactuca virosa is the source of this 669-nucleotide messenger RNA. NCBI's taxonomy places the organism in Eukaryota, Viridiplantae, Streptophyta, Magnoliopsida, Asterales, Asteraceae. The record is from the annotation of a GenBank genome assembly.
AUGGAUACAAUGGAUGCACCCGUUCCGGAAGUUCGAACCGAAGGCGAACCUGCUGUAGCGGAGGAAUUAGGGCAAAAUGUUGAUCAGGUCAUCAUGAAGGUUGAUGAGAUUAUAUCAGAGAACAGAGAAAGGAGUCCAAAUAACCAGCUCCAUGUGAUAUAUAUCAAGAGAGAAAAGCUCCAAGUAUCAAUAUCAAUGUUUGAAACUGAUUUUGUUCUUUAUCGGUGCCCUAGUAUGGAAAAAGUUGAAAUGGGUAGUUAUAUGGGAAUUCCUGAUUCCAAAGGUGUGUAUAUAACUUAUAUUGCAGAUGUAGUGUAUAUUUGGGUGGGGCGAACAAGUGGGGAAGAUGAUGAUAACCAGUGGCAGAUUGUUGGUGAUGACUUCAUUGUUAGAAAAGGUCUGGCAACAAGCUCUAUUGUUCAGGGGACAACAUCAGUGGUACUUGCAGGGCUUAUUUCUGCUCUAAAAUUAGUUGGUGGAACAUUGGCAGACCAUAGAUUUCUAUUCCUUGGAGUUGGAGAGGCUGGCACAGGAAUUGCUGAACUUAUAGCUCUGGAGAUAUCAAAGCAGUCGAAUCUUGAAAGUCUGGCCACCUGGGAAGAGAAGCAAAUGUUCAAACAGUUCAUGGAAGACCAUAACACCGCCACCUUUGGAUUUUGCAUUCAGUAG